AUGGAUGACCGUGCUCGUUUGGAACCACCUCUACCUAUGGGUUCUGGUAUUACGAGUAUUUUGGAUGGUGGAAAAGAGUUAGAAUUGAGUAGUCGUUCUGACCGUUGGCAAGUACUGCCUGCUAAAAACCGUUUACGUGACCAAAAGGCUGCAAACCAAAAGGUGUCAGCCUUCCUCGUUUUAGCACCGCGAGCAGGUAACAAGCAGGAAGGCGACCGUAUGAUCAUAGUCAAACAGAACGCACAAGGAGACCAAGAAGCCACAGUACAAUCAUUGCCACCUCUAGACGUACUCAAUCAAAUGGUCACCGAAGCACUCAGCCAGGACCAGGAUAGACAACCCACUAAAUCCUUCGACAAAAAACGCAAACGACUUGGCCACUCCGUUACUUCCACUAACGGUACCACCACUACCGGUACCACCACUAACGGUACCACCACUACCAGUGAUAUACAGAAACAACUCCAGGACGCCGAAGACGUAGACCUCCUGCCGGUGGAAAUCACUGAGGCCGAAAAAGUUGGGACUAAAACUGCGCUCGUGACCGAAGACGGUGUGACCGAAGACGGUGUGACCGAAGACGGUGUGACCGAAGACGGUGUGACCGAAGACGGUGUGACCGAAAAGGAUCAGAACCCGGUGGACGAUGAUGACAUGACGACGCGGCGGGAAGUGCGUCCACCGACCAAAUCGGAUUUGCAUUUGCUGGAAUUGUUAAAUCUCGCACAUCGCGAGUUUGAGCCAAGUAGUCCCGUUGACGUGGAACGGUUGGACCAAUUGGUUGACGCCUUAGUGAUUGAGUUUCUGGACCCGACGGGCGUGGGCGCCAGUCCUGGCGAUGGCGAAACUACUGCUGAGGGCGAAAUUGACUACGCACUUGACGAAGCCGCUUAUAAUGACACGGACACCCCAGCACCACCGGACGGGCCGCAAUUCGUACCACUGCCCGGCGUCGAGGACCUCGCGCAACGGCCGCCCUCAAAGGUACCGGGUGUCGUACUCGUUCGCGAGCAAGAAGACCAAGACGCACUACGUCCAGAGGACAUAUAG
Molecule: messenger RNA, 1050 nt
Organism: Gregarina niphandrodes
Lineage: Eukaryota; Apicomplexa; Conoidasida; Eugregarinorida; Gregarinidae
Exons: 1
Coding region: 1-1050 (349 amino acids)
Source: RefSeq, a predicted model, not a curated record